Molecule: messenger RNA, 973 nt
Organism: Salarias fasciatus (jewelled blenny)
Lineage: Eukaryota; Metazoa; Chordata; Actinopteri; Blenniiformes; Blenniidae
Gene: crym
Product: crystallin, mu
Exons: 8
Coding region: 1-948 (315 amino acids)
Biological process (GO): thyroid hormone metabolic process
Cellular component (GO): cytoplasm
Molecular function (GO): thyroid hormone binding
Source: RefSeq, a predicted model, not a curated record
AUGGACGGGCCGCCCGCUGUCAUCUGGAGAGAAGAGGUCGAGCGUCUGCUGCGGUACGAGGACCUGGUUCCCCGCCUGGAGCAGGCUCUGGGCCUGUUCUCCAGGCGGGACGCGGCCGCCGUGCUCCAGCCGGUGCGCACCGCCGUGCCGCUGAGCAAACACGGAGGGUUCUUCCUGCUGAUGCCAGCCUACAUGGAGCAGGACGGCGUUCUCUGCACGAAGCUAGUCUGUGCCUACAAGAGGGAGGACGAGUCCAGCCUGCCGGCCACUCAGGCCACGGUCAUGCUGCUGGACCCUCUGUACGGGAACGUCAAGGCCGUGAUGGAUGGAGAGGUCAUCACCGCCAUGCGCACCGCUGCAGUCUCAGCCAUCUCCGCCAAGCUCCUGAUGCGUCCCGGAGCAGAGGUCCUGUCCAUCCUGGGGACUGGAAAACAGGCCCGGAGCCACUACGAGGCCUUCACCCAGAUGUUCCCCUUCAGAGAGGUGAGAGUGUGGAGCCACUCUAAAGAGAGAGCGGAGAGCUUUGUGGCCUCUCUCGGCGGAGCGGCGUCGGCCUGCGUCUUGGUGGAGGCGGCGGUGAGCGGAGCGGACGCCAUCGUGACGGCGACCCGGAGCACCGAGCCGCUGCUGCUGGGUCGCUGGGUCAAACCCGGAGCCCACGUGGCCGCGGUGGGAGCCUGCAGGCCGGACUGGAGGGAGCUGGACGACAGGCUGAUGGAGGAGGCCGUGGUCUACGCUGACAGCAGGGAGGCCGCCAUGGUGGAGUCCGGGGACAUCAUCCUCUCCGGGGCCGAGGUGUUCGCGGAGCUCGGAGAAGUUCUUAACGGGACUAAACCUGCCCACAGAGACAAGACAACCGUCUUCAAAUCCCUCGGUCUGGCCGUUGAAGACGCCGUGUCUGCUAAGCUGGUGUUCGACCAAUGGGAAGACAGAACCAGCAGCGUGUGACGCCCCUGACCUUUGAACCCCGCCA